This is a messenger RNA of Bactrocera oleae (olive fruit fly), 2403 nucleotides long. RefSeq lists its product as uncharacterized. The record is from RefSeq and is a predicted model, not a curated record. NCBI's taxonomy places the organism in Eukaryota, Metazoa, Arthropoda, Insecta, Diptera, Tephritidae.
AUCAGCGAAAACCAGGCGAAAACUUUAAAGAGAACCGUAGAGUGAAAUAUGCUCUAUUCAGCUUGGAACGUUAUACUUUUCAACAUUUCUAUGGAUUUCAAUAAAACCUUAUAAUAUAACCAAACGCUUAAGGAAACCAAGUCAAUUAAUAAAUUAUAUUUAGAUCGCAGCAUAGUAUCUAUAGAUCUACACCAAUUAAUAGAUCAAUCAUAUACAUAGUUACAUAAGCAUUUUAGAAGCUCUGCAGUUUUUACGUAAUAAAUGUUUGCAGCGAAAGCAUCUUGCUACCCAAAAUACUGUCUACGUUCGUACGAAGGAUUUCUUUAGCCGAUUAGUAAGCGUAAAGAGAAUAAGAAGUUAACAACCGCUUGAAAUAGACGUAAAUUGGCAGUAGUAACGGUAACUAGGCUUAAAAAUCUGCUCACCAAGCUUACUAAUGGGAACUGAUAGCACCUCUUCGAAAAUUAGGGUAGUGAUUCAGUAAUGCAGCUGUGAACCAACUCAUUGCUCUAUACCAGCUCCUUACUACAACAGCAUUGCGUUAGUUACUUCGCGCACAUGAAUUUUGGAGUGGCCCGGCACUAGGACGUUACAAAAUUUAUUAGGUCACAAGUUUUAUAUGGAAUGCGCUUCAUUUUGAUGUACUCUGUGGUCACCUUGGCGCACUUUUUCAUGUAUGCAUGAAUUUCUCGCUCGACAAUCAUGAGAUAAACACAUGCACAUACACAUACAUAUACAAUAAUUUCCAUCGUUUAUGUGAACGAGUAAGCAUACGAGCAUGGUGUGCUUAAUAUUGAAUUUCAGUUAUAGAUUAUUAACGAAGCGGUGAGGCCAACAAUGUCGCAUAUCACUCUUAUAUAUUUUAUCACGAUCGUGACCGGAUGUGAAAUUAUAUCUGCAUGUCAACUGGAUAUUCUAAGUCCUGCUCCUUUAUUUGGGCAAAAUUUUGGUUCAAAAAAAAUUAUUUUCAAAUCACAAGCAUCUUCAAUACAACUAGAUAUCGGAGAAUCGAUUACCGCAUACUGCAGUUCGGGAUUGGCUUAUAAGAAAGUUAUAGAUAAAUACUACAAUACUCAGAUCGACCAGCUUUUGUCCUCAAACACCGCAGAAUUCAAUUGUGAUGGGGAUAACCAAAUUGGCAUAACGGGAAUUCUCAACGCAUUUAGUACAAAAAUGACUAUUCUGUGCGGAUCUAAAACGAACUAUGAUCUUUAUGAAAGUACAACAAUACUGCCGAAUUGCGAGAAUUACAUGACUUUUGCAAUCGGUGCGCCGAUCCAGACGGUGGCAAGUGAUAUUAAAGCGGGUAUCUGUUAUGAUCUCGAUUAUUUUAAAUUGAAAUUUAUCAGUUUCAUAGCACAAUCGAAUAGCGAGGCCAUCAUCUUCGAUGAGAAGAAAAACCUUAAUGAACUUUCCAUAGACUUAGACCAAAAGAUUCGAAACCUCGAAACGUAUUUUCCAUUUAUGAGUCAGCGCACUUUUAAUGAGACCCGAGAUAAGCUGCGCAAAUCACAUACCCUUUUCGAUGCCUUCGAAUUCGAUUAUACCACUUUAUUGCAAAACGAACCGCUGAAGAGUCAACUUGAAAGGCAAGCAUUCAUUUUAAACACCAUGUGGUGGCGCCAACUACGUCAACAUAACUGGCGCUACUUCCUCGAGGCCUUGAAGGAACGCACGCGCUCCGUAAAAUAUCUCGUUCAUAUGGGCACUUACGGUAAUAUGACAGCACCUUCGGGUCGGGGAAAUUGGGUACAAGAAAGUGUCACCGUUCAAAAGGAUAGCAUAGCAAUCACGGCGCCUACGUAUAUUUGGGCCUAUUUGCAAUCUCCGUUUUCUGCAGAUGAGGAUAAAAAAGACGAUAUUGUGGUUAUUGCUCACAAUUCACCUUAUGUCACGAAUCCAACGCAUGAUGAGUUCUGUGAGUUUGAUGUAUGUGACGAAAUUGAAUGGUUAAGAAAUAGCACAUUUGGAAAUUUGCGACGUCUGCCAACGCUGGGCUAUAUGUUCUGUUGCCGUCCUGAUGAUGUGGCCCUCAUCAUUGAUUACUUUCCCAUGCAGGAAGGCAAAAGUGAAGUUACGAAAAUUGAACAAAAAAAUAUAAACAAAACAUGGAAACUAACGUCCAGCCAGCCAAACUAAAUACACUUUUCUAAAUAACAUAAUAUAUUCGUUUAUGUACAAUAAUAUGUAAAUCAGAAAGUUUAUAUAAUAUACGCUCUUUAUUUGAUUUUGAACUUCACUUUUGCGCCGUUUAACUUCGCUGCGGAAAUGUCUUAAGCCGUACCGGCUAUGACAGCACUCUACUAGGGCAAACCCAAAACUUUGAUACGGAAGGCAUUAGACAUCGAGUUUCUCUAACAUAUUGUACAUUUUCUGUUCGGAAUAAAAACGGUACAAAUGUCA